Messenger RNA from Haliotis rufescens (red abalone), 4183 nucleotides. RefSeq lists its product as uncharacterized. NCBI's taxonomy places the organism in Eukaryota, Metazoa, Mollusca, Gastropoda, Lepetellida, Haliotidae. Gene Ontology annotation, biological process: multicellular organism development; protein autoprocessing; intein-mediated protein splicing. The transcript has 5 exons. Gene Ontology annotation, molecular function: GTP binding. The coding region runs from base 1429 to 3951 and encodes 840 amino acids. The record is from RefSeq and is a predicted model, not a curated record.
UCCAGACUCGAUUAUUUACCGACCGCCGUCAUAUAGCUGGAAUAUUGCUGAGUGCGGCGUAAAACAACGACCAAACCAAACCAAAAACAUUCUAGUUGGUGUAAAUGUGACGCUUCAACGCGCCUGUGCUAUUGCUACACUGAGAAAAAAGUUUAGUUAAUUCUACUAACUUAAUUAGUAACAGCAGCCAGAAUGGGUUAGUAAAGCUAAAUUGUCAAUGCAAGAGAAUAACCAUCCCAGAUGUUCUGUCGUAAUAGAAAUCCGCUUGGCGUAAAAGGCAAUGAACUGUGGGAAUUAUAUAAAUGGACCACUGAAAAUCAGUGAUGACACCAGGUGUUCGCGAAAAGGUAGCACCCGGCAUUCAUACAAUUUGCAUAAAACAAUUUAUUGUCUGACGCCGCACAGCCUUACUCCUGCAAUGUAAGCCUGUAAACAAAUCAGACAAUCAAGUGAUUCAUGAACCAGAACAUCAAGUGACACGAGAGUACCAUCACUGAUUUUCUUGAAACUAAUAAAAACGGUAGAACUACGAAUUUACUUUCCUGCCGGUAGAUUGCACGCGGCGUCAAGACCACGUGACAUUGCUCACUUCCGACUUGGUCACUGUCACGCUCGCCAUUUUGAGAAAACAAGGAGAUAAUUGCGAGUUAGAGUGUUAGGUGUAUCUUGGCUUCGAAACCUGGUUAAAGUAUAUUUUUCAUGACUGACAAAAUUUAGAACUUCACAGCAUGCACACAAUGAAUGGAGAUAUGUUUAGUGCGCCAGUGUGUAAGAAUAUUUGCUUAUGUAUUUACUUGUUAAUUACUUUUUCGCAGUAUUGUGUUUAUAAACUUAAAAUACCACUGAAAAGCAUUAUGUUAUCUUUCCAAUGUAUUGUAUAUCUCAUUUGUUACUCACGUGUUUUUUGUAAGUUCAGAAGCUGUCAAACGGGAUCGCAAAAUGAUCAGAACAUGAGUUGUUAAACUUACCAGUUUAUUAAAUAUACUAUUGCAGUUAGUAAAUCACGAGAAGAAGAGAAGAUUCUUUCAAAAAUGUAACACAUUUACACAACUGAUUGCAUUCAAUGGACAAGGCUGUUAUGUGACCUAGUUCAUCACUCUGUUUACAGUAACAAAACAAUUCUCCUUUACCUAUGCAACUAAUGUAAACAUAAAAGAACUGACUACAUUGUUUCCUCACUAUUUCAAAGGAAUUUCAUACAUACUAUUCUACAGAUUUUGAUACUUAUUAGGCCAUAUUUGAAUGUGUAACCGUUGAUCUAUCUAUAGCGGGGGAUUUCCCCUCUUGCACCACACCUUGAAAUACACUGGUCCAUGGCGACUGACAUCUAUUUUUAGCGUGACGUCAUACCAUAUCAUAAGCGGAUGCAGACUUCAUUCCUAGUUAUAACCGGCUGCAGUGGCGUUGAACACCCAUUUCCUAUUCAUCAUGUGUCCUGGCGAUAAGGUGACUCACUCUGGCAGUGUGGGUUCGAAUCCCGGACGGAUCUCAACCCCCCAAAAAAAAAUGGCUACAACGGUCCUCUACCAGCCAGGAAUGACCAUUGGCCGGGUAUUUGAUAUGCGAACAUUUGCUUGUGGUCUAAACAUAUUUUCUCCGGAUGACAUAGCCAAAACUUCGACUGUUGAACGUCAUUCAAACACAGUCAAGUACUCGGUGAUUAAGAAAUCGAGCGAUGUCAACAACAUCCUUGGAAUAUCGGGGGAUAUUUCCCUGAAAGCAAAGGCAGGCAUCAUUGAUGUGGAAGGUGUGGGAUCAUAUCUUAAAGAGGAUCGUUUACAAGAUAACGUAAUGGAGAUACUAGCCAGAGCUCAAGUAGAAACGGUGACAGUGUCCAUGGAUGAUGCUACACCAAAAGAAGGUUGGGCUACAAAUGUCAAUGGUACUCAUUACAUCAGAAGCAUGAUAUAUGGAGGGGAUCUGGUCGUGAGGAUUAGUAUCAAAGGCAGUGAUGCUCAUCAAAUGAAAGAAGUUAAAGGUAAAUCGCAGGGAGGUUUAGCCACACAUGGAAUCAUUGAUGCAAAAGCACAGGCAGCAUUUAAAAAACUGGAACAGGACAUGAAAAGCAGUUCAGAAAUUGACAUUGAAUAUUAUUCUACAACUCCAAAAGGUGAAAUGCCCAGGGACAUUGAUGGUAUGCUACGAGCACUGGAUACUUUCAAGACCGAAGUUCAACAGCCAAAUGAUAACAAAGGAGUACCAUGCAAGUGUGAAAUUGUUCCCUUGCACUACCUUGAUGCAACUAUUCCUGCUCUUUUGAAGUCAGGUGCAUAUACUUUACAAAUUAAGUUUCUUGAAGAAGAGUUGGACGAUGUUCAAAUUGCCAAAAACAAAUUACAUUCUUUCUUACAUGAAGAAGAAGAUGACCUUGAACCUGAACUUGAAACAGAUGCACGUCAUCUUGAGAAGAGAAUUGAUGAAGCCCUUCAUCUUGAGAAGAGAAUUGAUGAAGCCCUUGAGCUUUUGAUGGGAGCCAUAUCAGAAAUUGAUAUAACAUCUCCACAGCAGACCGCAGAUAAAAUAAAGGAAGCAAGAUCAUCCGACAAGAUGAAAGGAGCUGGUGGUUUUCACCGAGAAGUCAAUAAAUUUAUAAGAACCUGUGCUUGCCCAAAGAAAACUCGAGAGGAGGACAUGCCAAAAGGAAGUGAUCUUACUUUAUGCAUCCUGGGGAAAACUGGACAUGGGAAAAGUUCUUUGGCAAACACUAUUCUAGGGGAGGACUGGUGCACUGUCUUCUCGUCUUCUUCCUCGGGUACCAAAGACUGUAACAAGAAACAGCAGACAAUUGGAGAAAGAACUAUCUGUGUGGUUGACACACCUGGAACUAUGGACACAAGGCAUCCAAGAGAAACUCUUUUAGAAAUAGGUGAAGCAAUAGCCUAUGGUUCAGAUGGAUUUGAUGCAUUUCUUAUAACACUGAGGUGGAACACAAAAAUGACUUCAGAGGAAGUCAUGGCAAUAGAACUGAUGAAAAAAAUGUUUGGAAAGAAAGUACUUAUGGAGUAUGCUGUUUUCGUUUUUACCUAUGGUGAUACAUAUGUCACUGAGCAGAAACGUAAAAAAACUAAAGAACACACUAGUUUUAAAGACUAUUUGGGGUCGCAAUCUGGACAUCUAAAACAGUAUCUAGCUGAAUGCAAACAGAGGUGGGUGUUGAUAAACAAUAUGGAUUCUGAUCCAGGAAAACUCAGAGAACAGUUGAUCGAAAUUGUCAACACUAUUGACAAAAUUGGCAACAAAGACAAAUACAGUAAUGAAUACUUUGAAGAAGCUAAGAAACAGUGGGAGAUUGAAGAGAAAAUGAACCAGGAUAAAAAGGUUAUUGCAAAAAAGGUUGCUGCCAAGGUAGCAGACACUGUAGUGGCAAAGAGUGGAGAGUGUUUUCCAGCAGAUGCAAGAGUCUCACUUGAGACUGGUGAGACAAUCCCUCUUUCAAGUCUGCAGAUCGGGCAAAGAGUCCUUGUUUCGUUGGGCAAAACUGGAUAUGACUUCAGCACAGUCUAUUUGUUUGGACACUUGCAGGAGGCUUCUGUUGCCAAGUUUAUAAAUAUAGAAACUGAAAAUCACACAAUAACACUCUCACCUGAUCACUACUUGUACACAAGGAAGAACCAGUGCUGGGUAGAAACUGCAGCAGAAGAUGUUGCAACUGGGGACAUUCUCCUCACAGAACAUUGCAAUGUUAUGAAGGAAGAAAAGGUGACAAGAAUAAGUACAUCCUUUGAAAAAGGUCUGUAUGCACCAUUCACAAUGACGGGAACCAUUGUUGUCAAUGGCGUGCUGGCCUCCUGCUAUGUGAACUGCAUCUCCCCUGGCUGGGCCCAUGUUCUCCUGUGGCCAGUUAGACAAUUGUACAGACUUUGUCCAUCUCUCCUGGCGUCAGUGAGCAAGCCAAAGACGAAUGGAAUUCCAACAUGGAUACAGUUUCUACGUCGUGCUUUUAACAUUUAAGUGAAGAUUUCAGAUGGAACACUUACAGACCUGAACAUUGUAAUAAUAGGAACUACUGGUCAAGGGAAGAGUGAAACUGGUAACACCAUCCUGGGAGACAAUGCAUUUGAUGCACAUGCAUGUAGUGAGACUGUUACAAAGUUAUGUCAAGAAAAAUAUUCAUUUUAUGGAGCCAGGAGAAUCACAGUCCUUGACACGCCUCAUGUAAAUCCAAACAAGCAGGGAAAUUUGC